Messenger RNA from Hepatospora eriocheir, 855 nucleotides. The record is from the annotation of a GenBank genome assembly. NCBI's taxonomy places the organism in Eukaryota, Fungi, Microsporidia, Hepatosporidae.
AUGAAUUUAGAUUGUAUUAAUGAUGUUGAUUUCUUUACUCAGAAAAUAAACGGAAGAUAUAGAAAUAUUAAUAGAAGACGUAUUGCAUUUAAGAUAUUCAUAUUUGGAUUAUUAGCAUUAACAUUAUCUUGUGUAAGUGCUUUAAUAUAUUCAGGUAUUUAUGAAAGAAAGUUUAGUUAUUCUAAUAAUCUUAAUAAAACAGUAAAUAUAAUUCCUAAUAAAGAAAUAUACUUUUAUAUUGGAACUGAUCUUAACCAAGCUAGACUUAACUUUAGUAAAAGUAUUAAUUAUGAUCAACUUAAGGGUGAAUCACGUGAUUUAGAUUUAUCAAGAACUAAACCACUAGAUCAGAGGAACGGUAAGGAUUACUAUCCAGCAGGUAAAUUACCAGCUUCUUUUUUUCAAGAUUCAAUUAAAAUAGAUGGAAUUGAUUUACCAGAAGGUGAUAUUACUUUUGAAGAUGAGAAAAGAAUAAUUGGAUUUACAGACUAUAAAAGAGAUGAGAUUAAUUUACCAACUGGGUGGUCUAGUAAAACUAACAAAAAUACAACUCCACUUAACUUCUCACCAGAAAGAUUUUCAACACUACCCAUCCUUAACACCAGAUUUAUUAAUUGGAUUAAUAUUGGUAGUUUUGUUGAUAGUAGAAAGUUAUGGGGUAAGUUUAUUUCUCCUUCUAAUAAGAUAAAUAUAUCAAUAAAGGGUGUGAAUAAUAGUUAUUUUAAAAAAAGAAAUAUACUUUUAACAGAUGGUAGUAUACUUGGAUUAAAAAAUUAUAUCUAUUCUGCUAUAUUAUUCUUUAUAUCGUUAUUAGCAUUUAUAAUUGCUUUUGUUGUAUUAAAUCAAAUUAUUUGA